Molecule: messenger RNA, 1516 nt
Organism: Drosophila ananassae
Lineage: Eukaryota; Metazoa; Arthropoda; Insecta; Diptera; Drosophilidae
Product: protein ABHD11
Exons: 1
Coding region: 76-1122 (348 amino acids)
Cellular component (GO): mitochondrion
Source: RefSeq, a predicted model, not a curated record
UUUCAUUCAUUUAUUUGUGUAAAACUAACACAUCAUACCAAAUUGUGUUCAAAUGAAAUACGUUACAGAGAUUUCAUGAAACUCAAACUAUUUAGGGGAAAGCAUGUCAGUUGCAAUAGACCUCUUGCACUGAAGUUUAUAAAGCCAUGUUUUCUUACCCUUAAAUGUUUAAAAGAAAAAAAAGACUGUUCAACAACAAGAAGCGAUGUUUCGAAAUUUUUCGUAAUCAUGCGUCAAUAUCGACUCUACUCAGUCCGGCCGUCGGAAGACCGGCAUCACGGCCAGAAGAUGGAGGAGGGCGUACGGCUGCAGUACGUCAGCUACCGAUUGCCGCACAACCAGCAGCUGUCCCCGCCCAUCGUGGUGAUGCACGGCCUGGCCCAGUCGCUGAGCUCCUGGCGGCGGGUCGCGCGUCACCUGUGCAGCAAGGGACCCCGUCGGGUAAUCUCGGUGAAUGCCCGGAACCACGGAGCAAGCCCCCAAACGAAUGGUCACACGGCCCUUAACAUGGCGUCCGAUAUCCUAACCCUGUUGCGUCGCAUGGGGCUGACUCGGAUGGUCGCUCUGGGCCACGGCAUGGGUGGUCGGGCAAUGAUGACCCUGGCUUUGGUGCAACCUUUCCUCGUCGAACGGCUGAUUGUGGUGGACGUCACGCCAGGUCCGGUGCCGGAUGACUGGUAUUUCAGCAGGGAGAGGUUCGAGAUGAUGACACAGAUCGCCCCCACAAUUCCAGGUCAUCUGACGCUCAACCAGGGUCGUCUCUUUGUUCUAAAAAAAGUGAAACACAACCUAAAGGAUUAUAAGGAUAUUAUGACGAUUCUUCAAAAUUUGCGCAAACCAAGUGAGAACAGUUUCGCAUGGUCGCUGAAUGCCAAGGCGGUGCUGAACUCUUGGACGGAUUUGGUCACCCACUACGAGGACACAUUGAAGGGCCUCAAGCCAUACACGGGCGAGGUGCUUCUCAUAGGAGGUUCUCAGUCAAAAUUCGUGACCAGCUCAAACAUCGAAAUAAUGAAGAAAUACUUCCCCAAUACCACGGUCGAAUAUUUGGACACCGGUCACCAGGUUUUCGCAGAAAUGCCUAAAAAGUUCGUUCAACUGGUGGCGAAGUUUACGCGAUAAUGCUGCGCAUGUAAUUGAUAGUUGGUUAUACUAUAGAACGUGGCCUUUAAAUGGGUUGCAGCUUUGGGAGUUUCCUGAAAUUUCAGCACUCAAUAUACUCGCCCGAUAAUUGCGCUGUCAGCACAAUGGAAGCCGCAAAAAGGGUGAAUGGCUGAAAGUAACAGACAGCUGGAUUUGCAGGACUAGGACCAGGACUGGCGCUCGCAGAAAGGAGCAAGAGCCAGAGCCAGAGCCAGAGCAGCCGAAAAUCAUUGGCACAUCAACUUGGCAGCCAGUUGAAUCGAUAGCUGGCACUCUCAGGUGCCGAGAAGUGCUCCAGCACACAAAGGUCCUCUACCAUUUUUGCCAAUAAAGUAGCACUAGGUGAGGCCAAAUGCGAUACAAUUUAGAUUUA